AUGAUGCAGUCUGGGGUGCCCAUUUGCAAUACCUGCGGGGAGCAUGUGGGUUUUGGCGAGAAUGGGGAGGUGUUUGUCGCCUGCCAUGAGUGUAAUUUCCCGAUGUGCAAGGCUUGUAUGGACUUCGAGCUCAAAGAGGGCAGGAAAGUCUGCCUCCGGUGUGGUUCUCCCUAUGAUGAGAGUUCGGUCGUUGAUGUUGACACCAAGGCAUCUGAGGCUAGAUCUGCAAUGGCAUCUCACAUGGAAGCUCCUCAGCAGGAUGUUGGCAUCCAUGCAAGGCAUAUCAGCUGCGUUUCUACCAUUGAUAGUGAAUACAAUGAUGAACAUGGAAAUCCAAUUUGGAAGAAUCGUGUGGAGAACUGGAAAGAUAAAAAGAACAAGAAGAAAAAGCCGCCGGCUAAGGCUAAGGUUGAAACUCAGAUUCCGCCAGAGCAACAGAUGGAAGAGAAGCAAUCUGCUGAAGCUGCAGAGGCUCUUUCAACUGUCAUCCCAGUUCCAAAAAACAAGUUAGCACCAUACAGAACUGUCAUUAUCAUGCGGUUGAUUAUUUUGGUCCUUUUCUUCCACUAUCGAGUGACGAAUCCUGUUGAUAGUGCCUAUGGAUUAUGGCUUACUUCUAUCAUAUGCGAAAUUUGGUUUGCAUUUUCAUGGGUUUUGGAUCAGUUCCCUAAGUGGUCUCCUAUCAAUCGAACCACUUAUAUCGACAGACUAUCAGCAAGGUAUGAGAGAGAGGGGGAACCUUCGGAGCUUGCAGCUGUGGAUUUUUUCGUGAGUACAGUCGAUCCACUGAAAGAGCCACCAUUAAUCACGGCCAAUACUGUUCUUUCGAUUCUUGCGGUGGACUAUCCUGUGGAUAAAGUAUCCUGUUAUGUGUCUGAUGAUGGUGCUGCAAUGCUUACUUUCGAAUCUCUUGCUGAAACGGCCGAUUUCGCAAGGAAAUGGGUCCCUUUCUGCAAAAAAUUCUCAAUUGAGCCCCGAGCACCUGAGUUCUACUUCUCUCAGAGGAUUGACUAUCUGAAGGAUAAGAUUCAGCCUUCAUUCGUGAAGGAACGGAGAGCAAUGAAAAGAGACUACGAAGAGUUCAAAGUGCGAAUUAAUGCUUUGGUGGCAAAAGCUCAAAAGACACCAGAAGAAGGUUGGACUAUGCAGGAUGGAACACCAUGGCCUGGGAAUAAUACUCGUGAUCAUCCUGGGAUGAUCCAGGUUUUCCUUGGAAGCACUGGAGCCCACGAUAUUGAGGGGAAUGAACUUCCUCGACUUGUAUAUGUCUCCAGAGAAAAAAGGCCUGGGUACCAGCACCACAAGAAAGCUGGUGCUGAAAAUGCUCUGGUGAGAGUCUCUGCAGUCCUGACAAAUGCCCCCUACAUCCUCAACCUUGAUUGUGAUCAUUAUGUUAACAAUAGCAAGGCAAUUCGUGAAGCUAUGUGUUUCCUAAUGGACCCAGUAGUGGGACGAGAUGUGUGCUAUGUGCAGUUCCCUCAGAGGUUUGAUGGCAUUGAUCGCAGUGAUCGAUAUGCCAACCGGAACACAGUUUUCUUCGAUGUUAACAUGAAAGGAUUGGACGGAAUUCAAGGGCCAGUUUAUGUGGGUACUGGAUGCAUCUUUAAUAGGCAAGCACUUUAUGGGUAUGGGCCCCCUUCAAUGCCAUCUUUACCAAAGGAUUCCUCAUCAAGCUCAUGGUUCGGAUGCUGUUCUUGUUGCUGCCCUACCAAGAAGAAGCCGGCGAAGGAUCUAACAGAGGUUUACCGAGAUGCCAAACGGGAAGAUCUUAACUCCGCAAUCUUCAACCUCCAUGAAAUUGAGAAUUAUGAUGAAUAUGAGAGGUCAAUGCUCAUCUCCCAGAUGAGCUUCGAGAAGACAUUUGGCAUGUCUUCCGUAUUUAUUGAGUCAACACUGAUGGAGAAUGGAGGAGUUCCUGAUUCUGCCAAUCCAUCUAUGCUGAUUAAGGAAGCGAUUCAUGUAAUUAGUUGUGGAUAUGAAGAGAAGACUGCAUGGGGUAAAGAGAUUGGUUGGAUCUAUGGGUCGGUGACUGAGGACAUCUUAACAGGCUUCAAGAUGCAUUGCCGAGGGUGGAGAUCAAUCUAUUGCAUGCCUUUGAGGCCCGCUUUCAAGGGGUCUGCACCCAUCAACUUGUCUGAUAGAUUGCAUCAGGUUCUUCGGUGGGCUCUUGGGUCCGUGGAAAUUUUCCUAAGUAGGCACUGUCCACUUUGGUACGGAUUUGGUGGGGGGCGCCUUAAGUGGCUCCAGAGGUUGGCAUACAUUAACACCAUUGUUUACCCCUUCACAUCCCUGCCUCUCGUUGCCUACUGCACCAUUCCUGCAAUCUGCCUUCUCACUGGAAAAUUUAUAAUUCCAACGCUCUCAAACCUCGCGAGCAUUUUAUUUCUUGGGCUCUUUCUCUCCAUCAUCGUCACUAGUGUCCUCGAGCUACGAUGGAGCGGUGUCAGCAUUGAAGACUGGUGGCGAAAUGAGCAGUUCUGGGUCAUCGGAGGAGUGUCUGCUCACCUAUUUGCAGUGUUCCAGGGCUUCCUGAAGAUGCUUGCCGGCGUUGACACUAACUUCACUGUCACUGCCAAGGCUGCGGAUGAUGCAGAAUUUGGUGAGCUAUAUGUGAUCAAGUGGACAACCGUCUUAAUCCCUCCUACGACCCUUCUCAUUGUGAAUCUUGUGGGAGUGGUUGCUGGAUUCUCAGACGCGUUAAAUAAAGGGUACGACGCUUGGGGUCCACUCUUUGGGAAGGUGUUCUUUGCUUUCUGGGUCAUCCUCCACCUCUACCCCUUCUUGAAAGGUCUCAUGGGAAGGCAGAACAGGACACCUACAAUCGUUGUUCUUUGGUCAGUGUUACUUGCCUCUGUUUUCUCCCUUGUUUGGGUAAAGAUCGACCCAUUCGUGAGCAAUGCUGAGAGUGGGGCAGCAACUCAGGGAUGCAUCUCUAUAGAUUGUUGAAUGGAAAAGGCUUUGGCUUCUUCUUGUUACGUUUUGAUGAGGCAAGUGGCGAUGAAGUUUUGCGUACUUGUAUUGGGGUGUUAGUGUUGCAUUGUUCAGUACAUGAACUGAAACUCUGUUAAGAGCAACUUAUUAGCGUAGGAAAUGGAUAUCUCAUAAAUUGAAGCAAAUGAUGUGUUUAGUUCUUAUCGUUCAUUUCUUGAUUGCUGUAUUUAAUUAGCUUUGGUACGAAUAUCACAUGUAUGCACUAACAGUGUUAUCAUCGGUUCUUAAGUAGAUCUGAUGGACCCUAUA
Molecule: messenger RNA, 3240 nt
Organism: Punica granatum (pomegranate)
Lineage: Eukaryota; Viridiplantae; Streptophyta; Magnoliopsida; Myrtales; Lythraceae
Source: RefSeq, a predicted model, not a curated record